CCCUCACGCAUCGCCUCCGUCUGGUUCGGCCCCACCGAGGUGUCCACCGCUUGCGCCGUGGCCGUGCUGGCCAACCAGCUUGGCACUGCAAUUGGUUUUUUGUUGCCACCUGUUUUGGUUCCAAAUACACCUAAUGACUUCGAUCUAAUGGCACAUAACAUCAGCAUCAUGUUCUAUGGAACAGCGAUAGUGUCCACACUUUUGUUCUUCUUAGCGGGAGUUGUGUUUGAAGAAAAGCCCAAAUACCCUCCUAGUCACUCUCAAGCAGUCCUGCAAACUAUGCCUCCUGAGGAGUACUCCUACAAGCAGUCAAUUAUAAACUUGUUCAAAAACAUUCCAUUUGUACUUUUACUGAUCAGUUACGGUAUUAUGACUGGGGCAUUUUAUUCUGUCUCCACGCUAUUAAACCAGAUGAUAGUAACUCAUGAGGGAGAAGAAGUGAACGCUGGGAGAAUUGGCUUGACACUGGUGGUGGCAGGAAUGGUGGGUUCGAUUAUUUGUGGUUUGUGGCUGGAUUACACUAAAACAUACAAGCAAACUACUUUGAUUGUUUACAUUCUUUCUUUCAUCGGGUUGCUGGUAUUUACUUUUACCUUGGACCUCGGAUACCUUAUAGUAGUGUUCGUGACUGGAGGAGUACUUGGGUUCUUCAUGACUGGCUAUCUCCCACUUGGGUUUGAAUUUGCUGUGGAAAUUACAUACCCAGAGCCUGAAGGCACUUCCUCAGGUCUCCUUAAUGCAUCAGCACAGAUAUUUGGAAUUGUCUUUACACUUGUUCAAGGAAAACUCAUAACAGACUACAGUGCCCGUGCAGGAAACCUCUUUCUUUGUGCUUGGAUUUUUGUGGGCAUUAUCUUAACAGCCUUAAUAAAAUCAGAUUUGCGAAGACACAAUGUGAAUUUAGGGAUUAUGAAUUUGGAUGUUAAAGCUGUGCCAGUUGAGAGUCCCGUAGAAGCUGAAAGUACUACAUUAAAAAUUCAGUCAGCUUUAUAA
Pterocles gutturalis (yellow-throated sandgrouse) is the source of this 993-nucleotide messenger RNA. RefSeq names its product feline leukemia virus subgroup C cellular receptor 1 (gene FLVCR1). The annotation marks the transcript as partial. The record is from RefSeq and is a predicted model, not a curated record. NCBI's taxonomy places the organism in Eukaryota, Metazoa, Chordata, Aves, Pterocliformes, Pteroclidae. The transcript has 10 exons. Gene Ontology annotation, molecular function: heme transmembrane transporter activity; heme binding. Gene Ontology annotation, cellular component: membrane; mitochondrion. Gene Ontology annotation, biological process: erythrocyte differentiation; heme export; mitochondrial transport.